Messenger RNA from Myotis lucifugus (little brown bat), 1873 nucleotides. RefSeq names its product HAUS augmin like complex subunit 4 (gene HAUS4). NCBI's taxonomy places the organism in Eukaryota, Metazoa, Chordata, Mammalia, Chiroptera, Vespertilionidae. Gene Ontology annotation, molecular function: microtubule minus-end binding. Bases 548 to 1639 code for a protein of 363 amino acids. Gene Ontology annotation, cellular component: HAUS complex. Gene Ontology annotation, biological process: centrosome cycle; spindle assembly. The transcript has 10 exons. The record is from RefSeq and is a predicted model, not a curated record.
AAAAAUGUAUGUUGGAGGGAUCAGACUGUUAUCACUUGUUUUCUGGAAUGGGUCUUAGUAACACUAACCAGUAGACCAAUUCUGGUGAGAGGCAAAUAGAUAACCCAACCUGGUAUAUAUUCUAGCUAUUCCCCACCCCCCAAAAAGAAUUAAUUAUUAGAUGUAACUUGCCGUUUACAGGAAAUACUGGGGAUGGAGAAACAAACUAAAGGACACUAGGAGGGAGCAACUAGACAAAUCUAAAAGGUGAGGCAUUCUGCAGGGCACCUGGCCAGCUCUCUUCAGCAAGUCGGUACGAUUUUUAAAAAAUAUGUUUUUACUGAUUUCAGAGAGAGGAAGGGAGAGGGCGAGAUAGAAACAUAAUGAUGAGAGAAUCAUCGAUUGGCUGCCUCCUGCAUGCCCCACACAGGGGAACAAGCCCACAGUCCAUCCAUAUGCCCUGACUGGGAAUCGAACUGCGACCUCCUGGUUCAUGUGUUGACGCUCAACCACUGAGCCACACUGGCCGGGCUGUAUGAAAGUCAAAACUACUAGAUAAGAAUAUCAGAUGGCUUCUGGGGAUUUCUGUUCACCUGGAGAAGGGAUGGAAAUACUCCAACAAGUGUGCAGCAGACAGCUUCCUCCUUGUAACCUGAGUGAAGAGGACCUGUUACAGAAUCCACACUUCAGCAAACUGCUGCUGAGUCUCUCACAACACGUGGACGAGAGUGGCUUAAGCCUCUCCCUGGCAAAGGAACAGGCUCAGGCAUGGAAGGAAGUUCGACUGCAUAAGACAACAUGGCUGAGGUCUGAGAUUUUACAAAGAGUCAUCCAAGAGCUGCUUGUGGACUACUAUGUGAAGAUACAAGACACAGAUUUAACUUCUGAGGACAAAAAGUUUCAUGAGACCCUUGAACAGCAGCUACUUGUGACUCAACUAACACAGCUCUUAGGUCCUAGCCAGGAGAGGGUGAUGCCUCCACUGCUAGGACUGGAGAAAGCAGACCUUCUGGAGCUCAUGCCACCCUCAGAGGAUUUUGUGUGGAUGAGAGCUCGGCUCCCACUGGAAGUGGAGGAGCAACUCAAGAAGAAAUGUUUCACUCUGCUUUGCUACCAUGAUCCUAAUUCCGAUUCAGACCAUGAAACCCUGAAGGCAGCAAAGGUAUGGAAACUGGCAGAGAUCCUGGUGAGUGAGAAGCAGCAGUGCCAGGAUGCCAAGAGCCAGCAGAAGGAGCAGGUGGUGCUGCUGGAGAAGAAGAGUGCCACCUACUCCCAGGUGCUUCUCCGCUGCCUCGCCUUGCUGCACAGAUUGCUUCAGGAGCACCGGCUGAAGACUCAGUCUGAGCUAGACCGCAUCAACGCCCAGUACCUGGAGUUCAAGUGUAGUGCCAUGAUCCUUAAGCUGAGGAUGGAAGAGCUAAAGAUUUUGUCUGACACUUACACUGCUGAGAAAGUAGAAGUUCAUCGUCUCAUUAGGGACCGUUUGGAAGGGGCCAUUCGGCUACAAGAACAGGACAUGGAGAAGUCCCGACAGGUCCUAAACACCUAUGAGGUCCUUGGGGAGGAGUUUGACAAGCUGGUAAAAGAGUACACCCAACUCAAGCAGACAACUGAGAACAGGCGUUGGGCACUCCAGGAGUUCAACAAAGCCUGCCGCUGAAUGUCGGCAGGCCAGGAGGCACGGCUUGUGCACUGGCACUGCUUCCUCUUCCUGCUAAAAGGACCGCCUCCACCUGGGACCAUCUUCACUCAAGGGAGUGUGGGGACACUUGCUCGAAACACUGCAGUCAUUUGGGCACCCUCCUUGUUUACAACGACUGAAUCUCUUCUGGACAGUGUGGCCGAUUUAUGUAAAUUUAUGUACAGCUAUCUCCUGAAUAAAGUGAUAAUAUUG